This is a messenger RNA of Prorocentrum cordatum, 1854 nucleotides long. Lineage: Eukaryota; Dinophyceae; Prorocentrales; Prorocentraceae. The record is from the annotation of a GenBank genome assembly.
GGACAAGGAAGCGAAGGCUACGCCCGAGGAGAGGGCGAUGCUCCACAGCGGCAACGGCAAGAUUCAGUGGCUGGUGCGAUCUACCCGCAUGGACUUGGCAUUUCGACUGGUGGAGAGUCAAACGAGGGCUCACGACAGCGACGUGAAGGUUCAGGACUUGCUGGACUUCAACAAACUGGUGAGCGACGCCAAGACGGACCAUCAGAAGAUCAACAUAGACGACGCGAUCGCGGUGGCGUUUGGAGACUCGAGUCACGGCAAGGCGGGCAAGGCGAAGACCGCGAGUCAGGCGGGCUUGGUCAUCCUGCUCGCAGACAAGGACGAUCAGUUCCUUCGCGGGAGGCCGGCCAAGGUCACCCCCAUGUUGUGGCGAUCGCACCGGAUGAAGGGUGCGGUGCGCAGUGCCCUGGCGGCCAAGACGACGGCGGCGCUGGAGGCGGGCGAGAGUGGCGACAUGCUGAGGCAGCACUUGGUGGAGCUGCACUACGGACUGGGUUACCGGACCCACAUGGACGACGUGAAGGCGAUCAGGAUGGUGGAAGUCACGGACUGUAAGUCUCUCUACGACCUGCUCCAGAAGCGGGGGACGGUGCCCUCCGAGAAGCGGCUGCUGAUCGAUAUCGAGUCGCUCAAGAACGAUCUGGAGUUCAACGACGUGGUGAGCAAGUGGGUGAGCACGAAGCAGAUGCUCGCCGACUGCCUAACCAAGCACGACGUCCGCGCUGGCGACUACAUGAGGUAUGUACCCCAGACCGGUGAGUACCGGCUGACGGAGGAUCUCAUGGCGGUCAGUGAGUACUACCGCUCGAAGUAUCCCAAGAGGCAGCGACCUGCUGACCAGCUAUUUGUUCACGAGGGCUACACCUACUUCGAGGACUGCAUUGCGGAUGUGAGGUGCAAUGCAGGCGUGGCUCAGCCUGUUCCGAAGCCCUACCUCCGUUGGCGGAUGAUGCUCGGACAGCGCGAGGACGAUAUCUAUUUCGAGAAGCUCGAGGACAUGGUCGACUGGUCUGGCUUGGACCAGGUGACGAAGCUUCGGAGGAUCCCGACCCAGGUGCGAAAGCUGUUGACGAUCUACGCACCGACCAAGGCGGCCCUCGAGCGCUACGAGAAGGACUUCACGGAGAAGCACGCCAUCAAGAAGCCGAAGGUGACGAACGAUGAGGACCCCGAGAAGGGGCUGGGUGCCAUUGAGGAGCUUGGUGCGCACGUCGAGUCGGACGAGAACGUGAAGGAGGAUAGCACCGACGUCGCGGAGAUCUGCACGAUGGACGCUGCGGGUGCCGAGUCUGAGGAGAUCAAAUCCGGCGCCGCUGCGGCUGCGACGGUGACGGAAUCUACUGCACCGACGAAGAAGGAGACGCUGAAGGCUCGCGGGUUACACGAGAGAACCGGACACUCAUCGCGCGAGAAGAUCGCGGUCGAGUUCGGCGACGUGAUAGAGGAAGGUGUUCUCGAGGCGUAUGAGCUGAUGGUCAAGAACUGCGACGAGUGUCGUCGAGGAAAGAAGACCUGCGCCUCCGUGCAGCGCGGAGGCAAGGGCAGUGAGUUCGAGACGCACGAGUCCACGAGCGAAGCCAAGGGCAAGCUCAAGGGGGAGCAGAUGGCCCGAGAUCGCAUAGGCGACUGCGAGCACAAUGUGACGACCACACAGGGAAGCAACCAGCACAAAGACAAGCUCCAGUGCCUGCAGCGUGGCAUGCUGCUAGAGGACACGGACACGACGCGGUGGAAGCGAGAGAAGGAAUAUCGUGAGAUCAAGAAGACCUUGCGCACCAGCAAGGAGAAGGAGAUCAAAAUCGAGAUGAAGGCCAUCCGCCUCCGUGACAUGCACGAGAGGAUGGAGGCCAGUGA